Messenger RNA from Cotesia congregata, 1281 nucleotides. Lineage: Eukaryota; Metazoa; Arthropoda; Insecta; Hymenoptera; Braconidae. The record is from the annotation of a GenBank genome assembly.
AUGGCUGUGCGUGCGCAAAAUAAUUUAUUUAAAAUUUUAAACGGAUACUAUUCAUCAAGAUCGGUUAAAUGUUUUUCAGUUGCGACGAGUAAAAAUAGUAAAAAUUAUACAUUUGAUUGGCAAGAUCCAUUCAACAUUGAAUCACAGUACACUCAAGAUGAAAAAAUGGUCAGAGAUCAAUUUCACUCAUACUGCCAGGAGAAGUUGCAGCCACGAAUAUUAGAUGCCUUUAGAAAUGAACAUUUCGACAAACGUAUAAUGAAAGAGUUGGGUGACCUUGGAGUUCUGUGUUGCACUUUGAAGGGCUACGGAGCUUCAGGAGUUUCAUCUGUAGCAUACGGUCUUAUUACCAAAGAAAUAGAAUCUGUUGAUAGCGGGUACAGGUCGUCAUAUUCAGUGCAAAAUCUUGCAUCAACUGCUAUUGAUUCUUGGGGCAGUCAAGAACAGAAAGAUAAAUAUUUACCUAAAUUAGUUAGUGGUGACUACAUUGGAUGCUUUGGACUAACGGAGCCAAACCACGGCAGUGACAUAGGAUCAUUAGAAACACGAGCUACAUAUGACGCGAAUAAAAAAAUUUACAAGUUACGUGGUAGUAAAACAUGGAUAACAAACUCCCCAGUAUCAGAUUUGUGCAUAGUGUGGGCGAGAUGUGAAGAUGACAAGAUCCGUGGAUUUAUAGUCGAACGAAAGGGGAAUGAAGACACACUCAGCACGCCUAAAAUAAAUGGCAAAGUAUCUUUACGGGCCUCCACCACUGGGAUGAUUGUUAUGGACGAUGUUGUUGUUCCUGAAUCAAAUAUGCUACCUAAUGUCACCGGUCUUAGGGGACCUUUUGAAUGUCUGAACCAUGCACGGUAUGGUAUAGCGUGGGGGGCACUGGGCGCAGCUGAACAGUGUUUGAAAAUUGCGAACCAGUAUGUGUUAGACAGGAAACAAUUCAAACGACCUUUGGCGGCUAAUCAGUUGAUACAGAAAAAACUUGCUGAUAUGGUCUCUGAAAUUUCUAUUGGUUUGCAAGCUUGUUUGAGGGUUGGUAGGCUGAAGGAUGAAAACAGAGCUGCUCCUGAAAUGAUUUCUCUUAUAAAACGAAAUUCCGCGGCAAAAGCAAUCAAUAUUGCUCGAUCUGCUCGAGAUAUGCUGGGUGGAAAUGGAAUUUCCGAUGAAUAUCACAUCAUAAGACAUAUGGUUAAUCUGGAAGCUGUUAUUACUUACGAAGGAACUGACGAUAUUCAUGGUUUGAUCCUGGGACGCGCUAUAACCGGAAUCCCUGCAUUUGGAUAA